AUGAAGCUUUACCCAUCCCUUAGCUCCGACCUAGCGGAAUGGGCCUCCCGCCAACCCGUCUUCUUUACGGCCUCCGCUCCGACCCACCUCCCGCAUAUUAACGUCUCCCCGAAGGGUCUCUCCGCCCACUUUGCCGUACUCUCACCCAACCUGGUCGGUUACAUUGACCGCACCGGUUCCGGCUGUGAGACCAUCGCUCACAGCUACGAGAAUGGUCGUCUGACGAUCAUGUUCAUGUCCUUUGGUUCUGCACCUCGCAUCCUCCGCCUCUUCUGCAGAAGCAGGAUCGUGGAGUGGGACCAUCCGGAGUUUGACUCGUGGAUGAAGCGCAUUAUCCCUCAGGGAGAGACCGGCAAGAACCCUUACGACGGCGCCAGAGCUGUCGUUCUCGGCGAGGUAUGGGAGGUCCAGACGAGCUGCGGAUUUGGCGUGCCCAUGGUCAGGAAGGAGCUCUACGCCCCUGACGUAGCUUCUCAAGAUGGCACCCUAGAAAAGGCCGAGGGUCAGGGGACCCCUGCGGAUGAGUUAUCUGUCUUUGAAGAGCGUCCUACCCUUGACAAUUACUGGAAGAAACGCGCCGACAACAACACCAUCCACAAGUACCAGCUUGAGACCAAUCUCACCUCUCUCGACGGCCUCCCGGGGCUCAAAGCCGCACGGAAGGCCGCAGGGGAGGUGUUCUGGUUGACGGACGCCAAGGUCAGAGCCACCCGCGCGGCGCGGGAGACCCACGGCAUCCUCUUGGGCCUCUUCAUCGCCCUCAUUAUCUACGGUGUUUCUGCUUUGGUCAAAUGA
Molecule: messenger RNA, 795 nt
Organism: Colletotrichum truncatum
Lineage: Eukaryota; Fungi; Ascomycota; Sordariomycetes; Glomerellales; Glomerellaceae
Product: pyridoxamine phosphate oxidase family protein
Source: RefSeq, a predicted model, not a curated record